UGCCUACAGAUACUGUUUGUUUGGCAACACAGUGACCCUGGCUAAUAAGAUGGAGAGCAAUAGUAAGCCGGGUCAGGUGCACAUCAGCGAAGAGACUAAAAGGCGUCUAACUCGAGACAAAUAUUUCUUUACGGAUUGUCAACAAAACGUCUUCACGUUUCGCACAUAUUUUGUCACCAAAAUCGAUGACAAUUAUAGCGAGGAGUCGUGCCUAUCGGUGCACAACAACCUGAGCACCACUGGAGGCCACUUCAAGUCGCCCACGUGUUCGCCCACUCAUACCCCCAACGCCGAGACGCCGCCCAUCGGUGUCUCACCCAAUGGAUCGCCGCGUGUUUCGCCCGCAAGGAUGCCGACAAUGAAAUGCAUUUUCGCCUCAAAACCUCACAAACAAAACCUAAGAUCCUUGUUAUCAGGGAAUCCCGUCUCAUCCGAAGUGCCGGACGUCCACAUC
Messenger RNA from Oppiella nova, 454 nucleotides. The record is from the annotation of a GenBank genome assembly. NCBI's taxonomy places the organism in Eukaryota, Metazoa, Arthropoda, Arachnida, Sarcoptiformes, Oppiidae.